UCUCUAAUUAAUCAUUUUUUUCCGUGAUCUUCGCUCGUCCGAUGGUAAAUUAUGAGAAGUCUGCUGACUUCUUUAUAUACAAAUAGACAUGUGUGCAGACUUAACAAAUAAAUGAAAAGUUUUAAUUUUAAUGCAUGCAUGUUUGCUAUCCGAAAUUUGGUAUGCAUACUUGAAAGUACAUAGUUCGAUUUUGUAGCACGUAUACUUGGUCUACAUACAUGUAGCAUUGUCUAUAUCAUGCUUAAGGUCCUGAAUGUAAAAAUUUAUUGUAUCAAACUGGCAUCAUUAACUUAAUUGAAUUCAUUUUGACAUUUCGAACUGAUAAGCAUACACCAUUAUUUUAUGUUCCGCGGAUUUUAAAAUGUCUUUAAAAAGGAAAAGUUAUAACGAAAGGUGGAGCCACGAGUUGGUAGAGAAGUUUAUAGACUCCAGAAUAAUCCUGAACGAAGUGUUUGUCCAGAAAAAGUGUAACGUACGGAAAUGUUGGGAAUUAGUUGGAGCCCAAUGCGGCUCAAAUGAACAUUGGUUCAGCCUUAAAAAGCGAUGGGAAAAUUUAUUGCAUAAAUAUAAACGUUUAAAAAAUACUCCUGCAGGCAGUGGCAGUGAAGGCGCUGAUAAUGCAAGAAUGUGGCCAUUCUAUAACAGAAUGCACAGUUUUUGUACUCAAAACAUUAAUAUCAAGCCGGCAUUGGUAAUCAACAGCGAAGAGACCAUCCCAGAAUCAAUUGAUGCAAAGCCAUUAAAGACAGCAUCUUCCAAUUCUCAGACUCCCCGGCAUUCCACUCUUCCACUACAUCAAAGCAACCAAGCUAUAGUGCAAUCAUCUUUACGCACCGAUAGAGCACUGAGAAAGGCAUCACGAGUUCUUACUAAGUUUUUGGAAAUACAUUUUAAUAUUGAAGUGGACACUUCGGAGUCUGAUUAAAGAAAUAAAUAGUUGUAAUCAAUAAUAAGGAAUUCAUGAAUUUAUGUAGCUAUUAUUAUAGUCGACAGUGUUACUGUGUCUCUUUUUUUUUAUUACUAUAUUUGGUCAUUUUAUUCAUAUUAUA
Molecule: messenger RNA, 1049 nt
Organism: Teleopsis dalmanni
Lineage: Eukaryota; Metazoa; Arthropoda; Insecta; Diptera; Diopsidae
Exons: 4
Coding region: 362-925 (187 amino acids)
Source: RefSeq, a predicted model, not a curated record